UCAGGCUGUGCCGUUUCGCUAUGGGGAUGACGCUCAUCUGUUUUGUGUGUAUGCAUAAAUAUACAGGCGGCAACAGAGAGGCAGACAACGUACAAUCGUCAGAACCGGAGAAAGCGGCAGUCAGCUUGAAUGAGAAAAUGGCUCGGGGACGUAAACGGAGAGGGAGCCAGACAGAGAAGUCUGUAGAAAAUGACGGAGCGAGGAGGUUAAGAGGGACAGAGAAAGACCAAAGUAGGAGAGAAACUCAGUCUCGUCAAAGAACGGCAAAGUCUGCAAAUGGUCAGUAAUGUAAGAGAAUUACGGCAUACUAAGCUGCAGCUUGCAGUGCUCUGUUUUGGAGGAGGCAGCCAUGUUUUUCCCUUUCUCCUUCACCUGGCUGUGGACAUGUGCCGAACCCCAGCGACUAUUGAGAAGAGGAGCGACUACACAAGACCAAUCAGCCAGCAAGUAGGCGAGAGGAAGUGGAGGACGGUGAUAACGACAGCGAUGGUAGAACGGUGGUGAGGAGCCAACAACGGGCAGUGUGAUCUUGGCCUGGCGGAGCCUCACGGACAGGAAAAGAUGACGCGGCUCGUGCACUUGCAAAUCCAACGGGUUUGUAACCGGCAGUCCACAUAGAAGCAAUGACGAAAAUAACCGAGCAACUCAUCCUCGUUCUUCUGUCAUCUGUCAUAAAGCGAGAGGAUCUCCAUAGAAUCCCCACUUUGCGCCGAUGCAAUCCCUCAGUAUUUCCUUGCUCAUACCCCCUUUUUUUUUUUAUCCUGCUCCUAAUCCUCGCCGAUCUCAAAGUGUCAACCAAUUUUCCCUCUCACCCUUUCCAACGUGUAGUUUUAUCUCACAUUCCUGUCUUUCAUCUUAUCUGCGUUCCCAUGUUGCAGAAAAGAUUGUAUCAAAAAAAAAUACAUUUUCUUCUUCAUUCUUUCAUUUUUUGGAGGAAGGGUUAGCAAGUCCGACAACAACCUCACUCCCACUUGGGCAGCUGUACUUCAGGAUCGACUGCAAGUUUCACGUGCGGAACUAGCGUAGAUGGCAGAACCAGUCUUGGUCACCACGUCCCUCGCCAUGGGCUCUGGUGAAAGAGGAUAUCGUUGGAAAUAAAUCGGUUUCAGGAGGCAUACUCGAGCAAUGCAAUGUUGCUUUUUCCUGUGGUUUCCACUGAUGGGUGAAUGUGUGUGUCCAAGAGGCAAUGCAUGAAAUCAGACAAAAAAAAACAGUCUUAUGCAGGUUUGAAAAGGGCAAACCGAAUAGCUUAGCUAAAGCUUUCUGUGUGAGAAAUGAGAUUCGAUUGCUUGGAGCUGAAGGCGACCACUGCUGCUGUUUCCUCGUGACUGUAGCCCACAGCGCUUUCUGUUUCUGUUCACUGCACGCUCCUCCAUUCCAUCGUACGUGCCCACUGUGGCUCAGAUAAUGGCCCCUCGCUCUGAACACACUGGAGAGAGUGAGAGAGAGCGAGAGAGAGAGAGAGAGAGAGAGAGAGAGAGAGAGAGAGAUGGAGGUAAAAACUGCAUGAGACGAAAGGGAGUAGAGUGAAGGCAAGAGAGAGAGGAGCGGUAGGGGGAGGGUGUGACUAAGAAGCCAACUGCAUGUGCAGCCGAGAGAAAGAAAGAGGAUAUUGAAAAAGGGAAGGGAGGAGCAGACAGAGAUAAUGAGAAAAGAAGAGGGAGCGAACAGAAAGUGGCAGCCAUAAGGGGAAGCAAAGAGAAUGACGAAGGCAUGCGGUGUGUUAGGGGGAGGUGUGUAUGAUUGGCCGUGUGUGAAUGCACGCAUGUGGAUUUUGGUGUUCACUCUGUCUGAUGGGAUAAAAUAAGGAGGAAUACAGCAUCACGCUUUAUGGUUGUUUGUGUGCGGUUUUCACACUUCAGUAUUGCUCAUGCUCCUCCCUGCUGACUCUUCUGCUUUCUGCCCUACAUCCAGUAUCUCUGUCUGGACAUCUAGCAGCACACUGUUCACGAAGUCACUUCAUUGGAUGGCCCCAGAGGCGGAGGCCAGAUGGAAAUUGGGUCACAUGACCGCCUCCAGGAAGGCGUGCUGAGUCUGGACCUGUCCAAUGGGUUGAAUUGCUACCCCAAGGUUGAUGAGGCAUCCAUAGAAACAGAGCAGAAGACAGAAGCAGGUGUACCGCCAAGGCAGUGCUGGGCGCCAACACAUGGCAAAGAGAGAGCGCAACAAUUGUUGAAACAUAAGAGCAGUUAUGCAAACCCGGGUGAACCUGUCCACCAUGUGGAAGAUACUAACAAUCUGGUCACUUUUUCUGCUACUGCUGGUACCUUACCUCCGUCCUCCAUCUCUUCUUGCAUCCAAGUGCAGCCUGACACGAUGCAGCUGUAUGAGAAAUUCACCCGGGAAAUGGGUGAGGGUGGGGAUCGGGUCAGACACUCUGCAGUGGCUCCUGACACAAGUCACCAACCUGCAGAAGACGUGAAAACCCUGCAGACAGCACUGAAACAUGCAAAACAUGGUCACAAGCCUCCUAACUGCGAUUGUGAUGGCCCUGAUUGUCCGGACUACCUUGAAUGGCUGGAGAAAAAAAUUAAGUUGGCAACCAGUGAGAAACAAGAUACCAGCAAAAGGACUGAUUUCCCACAUUUAGAGCCUAAUAUUCAACAUCAGCAGAAUCAACCCUUUCUCCAAGUAAACGGUGGGCAGCACCACGUGACUUCUUCGUACCCCCAGCAACAGCAAGAAACAAAAGCCCCUCAUGCUGGCCAAGUACCCUGCUCAAAACUUCCCCCCAUUCCAUGCUCUCCCCAGGUGCUCUCUAUAGCCAAGGAAAGGAACGUCAGUCUUCAAACAGCUAUUGCCAUAGAAGCCCUUACACAAUUAUCCGGGUCUGGGACUCAAGGUGCUGGUCCUUCAACCCAAGCCUUCGUUAACGAUAACCUCCAUCAUCACCAACAAACCCAAAAUCUCUCAUCUCCACUUCCACAUUGCACUAACAUGAUUCCAUCCACUGCAGUCACGAGUCCAUUGUCACGGUCUCAGUCCGUCCCUCCAGGAUUACUCACUGACCAGCAGGCAACUGUGUCCUGUGAGCACCACAGGCCCCAUUCACAGGGCCAUCCCCCUCAUGCUUCUACCUCUCCCUUCCUAAACCGGGGAAAUCCUCAAAAUUUUGGCCGGAGUCCACAGCGGUGGGUCCAGGCCACAUACGGAGGGUCUGAUGAGCACCUGUCCCGCUAUCCUGGUGCACCUCACAGUAGGUCAGACCCAGUGUCAGAGCUCAAACAGCUGUUAGGUGCCACCAGUGGAAAGUUGAGAAAUGCAUCUUUCAAGCUUCCAUCCACACAGAUGCUCAGUGAAAAUGGAGACAUGCAGGUACAGAGCCAGCCAUCUUUGCCCAGGAUAAAGCAAGAGGCAGACUUGAGCGAUCAUUCUGCUUCCGUGGGACAUUGCAAUAUGGAUCACGGCCAGUUGCAGGCUCGUUACUACCCUGGUACUUCCACAUCACCUGGUCAAGCAGCCAUUAGACACUCAACUCAGGCAGCUCUGCAACAGCACCUUCAUUACAAGAGGAACCUCUUCUCUAAUCAUUCCCCUGGCUUUAGCGCACCAGUCCCUGUAGCUUAUCAAAACAUCAAAAAGUGGUGGCCACAGAUGGAAGCCAAUGGCUUCAAUCAUCUGAGCAUAAAGCAAGAGCCCAAGGACCCCAAGAGGAAAAAAAUAAGCCAAGGAUCUCCCAUCAUCAAAGCUGUAAGUGGGAUGUUCCCAGGCCCUCUCCUUCCUAAACCCAAACAGAUUAUAAUCAAGAAGACCAAGCAAAAAGCCUCUGUGCCAACUUUCAUGCCCAAGAGACAGAUAACUCUGGAAAAACCAUCAGUACAUAUGACAAGCCGAGCCAAUACCCCGAAUAACGUACAGCCAGGUUCACUGCCCCUAUUGCCCUCCCACAGCAACUCCACUCAGGCGACUGUUGCAGGCCUCCCUGCCCCAGCCCAAUCUCAGGUAUCAAUUUCCAACCUCUCAAUGGCUCCCUCUUCCACAAAUUCUGCUUUGCCAUCAAAUGAUCCCACUUCCAUUGGCUUUGUGCCCCCAUCAAUGGCCCUUGCACCCCAUGCUAAAUCAGUUGAAGUGGGUGAUUUAUCUAUUCUUAAUGCUAGCACUGCCUCAGCUCUGACCUCCAAAUCGCCACCAAACACCUCACAGUUACCAGGUCUCAUGAACAUAAACCCUAAAUAUGAAGAACUUAUCCUGCAGUUUGAAGCAGAAUUCGGGGACUCAGUUACAGACACACCUUCCGGCAAAGCCAUGUCUGAGACAGCUACAUCUUCUCAUGUAAUGAAUCAGUCCUCGACCGGUGCGCAGAAAUUUACAUCUACCACCCAGAGUCAGUUAUCAUUCAGUCACAUUUCUGAGUCCAGCUCCACAACUCAUACAAACAAAAAAGAGAUGGAUGCCAAUAAAAAUGAGUCUGAAACCCAAAGCAAAUUUACCUCAAAUGAAGCAUCCACGGUGACUCCCAUACAGGAGCAGCAGGAGCCCGAGUCCACCAUCCCUCAACAUCAGGAGUCCCCACUUGAUAACUAUCCAGAACAUAGUCCGAUAGAGGAAACGUUCAACAUGCCAUGUUCUCCCAUGCCUAAACGAAUGAAAAUUGAAACCACAGGAGAUAUAGCUGUUCUUUCCACCACUUGCUACUCUGAGGAGGACACACCAACUAAGGAUGGUCUACCGCACUCUCCAUCUUUGAAAGGGUUCUUAGAGUCCCCCCUGAACUAUUUAGAUACCCCUACGAGGAACUUGUUGGAUACACCUUCUAAAGAUCUGCAAGCAGAAUUCCCCACCUGCACCUGUGUUGAACAAGUCCUGGAGAAAGAUGAAGGGCCUUACUACAAUCACUUGGGAUCUGGACCGACUGUGGCUUCCAUAAGAGACCUAAUGGAGACACGCUAUGGGGAGAAAGGAGAUGCCAUCCGGAUAGAGAAAGUGGUCUACACAGGCAGAGAGGGGAAAAGCUCAAGAGGGUGCCCAAUCGCUAAGUGGGUGAUUCGACGUGGGAGUGAGAAAGAAAAGCUGUUAUGUCUGGUGCGGCAUCGUGCAGGCCACCAUUGCACCAAUGCAGUCAUCAUCAUUCUAAUCAUGGCAUGGGAAGGUGUCCCAAGGUCUAUGGCUGACACACUGUACCGCGAGAUCAGCAACACCCUCACCAAAUUUGGCAAUCCUACCAGUAGACGCUGUGGCCUCAAUGAUGAUCGUACAUGUGCAUGUCAAGGCAAGGACCCUGACACCUGUGGCGCUUCCUUUUCCUUCGGCUGUUCUUGGAGUAUGUACUUUAACGGUUGUAAAUACGCCCGAAGCAAAACGCCCCGCAAGUUCCGGCUACAAGGAGAGCGCCCUGAAGAGGAGGACAAACUCAGGGAUCAGUUCCAAAAUCUGGCCACCGAGGUGGCCCCAUUGUACAAGAGGUUGGCUCCUCAGGCCUACAGUAACCAGUGUCAAUCAGAGACAAAGGCUUCCGACUGCAGGCUGGGUUUGAAGGCGGGGAGACCAUUCGCUGGAGUCACCGCUUGCCUGGACUUUUGCGCCCACGCCCAUAAGGACCAACACAACCUGUACAAUGGCUGCACAGUGGUGUGCACUUUGACCAAGGAGGACAACCGCAUGGUGGGGGAGAUUCCACAGGACGAACAGCUCCAUGUGUUGCCCCUCUACAAAGUCUCCACCACUGACGAAUUCGGCAGCGAGGAGGGCCAGCGCCUCAAGAUGAAGACGGGAGCCAUUCAGGUGCUUCAGGCUUUCCGCCGAGAAGUACGCACGUUACCCGAACCGGCCAAGUCUUGUCGACAGCGCCGCUUAGAUGCAAAGAAAGCUGCAUCAGAGAAGAAGAAAAGUAAACUCCAGCAGCAGGCAGUAGAAACACCAGAGAAGAAGACAAUGAUCAAGGCUGGUGUAUGUUUCAGUGAGUCUCCUCAACACCCUGGCAAUAAAGUAAUCACAAAACAAGAGCUUAAGCCCAGCAUUAAGAUGGAGCCAUUCAACGGAUCAAUGGAUGUAUACUCUUUGCAAGCAGCAGAUGCAAUCAAGACCAUGUGCCCACAUCCUGCCUACUAUGCAAGGGGAGGGCUCCCCACAACUGGCCAGCCCUCUGCAGGAGACCCAGUAAACGGCUAUAACCAGAAUCUGCCAGCAUCGCACUAUGGCUUCUAUAACUACUCCUCCAAUGCACUUUUUGCGCCUAAGAUGAGGACCUACGAAGGUCGCAGUAGCUCUUUGUCCAAAGCAGGCAGGAUGAGGUUUCAGUUAGACAAUAAGCCUGUUAUUCAAAACUUUCAGGCUAGACUAGCUCAUUGCUAUCCCAGCCAUCCAGAGGAACCAACCCAAAAUAAUAGCCAGUCUUCAGACAACAACCAGUCACGUCCUUCAGCGUCCUCUGAGUCCUCCAAUAGAGGCACCCCGGUCAUCAAGCAGGAGCCAAUGGAUAUGCCAGUCUCCGAGGACACGGAGCCGAGCCCAGCCGGUGCCACCCAAGCUACCAAUUGGCCAGGAAAUAGGUCCAAUGGAGGUCUCGUUCCCACAAACUUGGAUCAUCACAAUCCAAAACAAUACCCCGAAGACUCGUUUUCUAAUGCAGAAAAGCAGAUGCUCCACCAGCAUUCCCAGCAGCAACCUUCUCCAUACCCCCAACCGUGGACCUCCUUCCCUGGUUCAAAUACUCGGAUGGAAUCCGCUGCUGCAUCACCAGUCCCACUUGUAUCUCCCUCCUCCUCUCCUCAUUUGGGUAACAUACAUCAAGGAUCUCCACGUCCAUCCACCCCACGCCCGAGUACCCCUCAUCCGGGUACACCGCAGCCAGGUAUCACUCACCCAUUCUUACUUCCACACCCUGGAAAUUCUCUGUCCCCCUCACAUAUACCGCAGCCUUCCGCUGCCAGGCAAUGGGCCAACCCUGCGGCAAGUCCCGAGCCGAAGUCUUGGACUAUGGGGCACGGGGCUUAUAGCCCUGGUUUGAAGCACAGCAAUCCUGGCGGUGCCUACCCAGACAAGAUGUGGUCCAAAACGGGUGAAAGUCGCUGUUCCACUCCGCUUGGAGUUCAAGAGAAAGCCUGGAAGUCCUGCGGAGGCUCACUUGCAGGGAGUACACCAUCCCCUGCCCCUGAGGGACGCCUCUUCCCUGACACCCUUCAGCAGUCAGAUCAGACUUGCUGGGACCCCAAUCGAGCCGACAGUGACGCUGAGAGCAGCAAGGGCCGCGAGGAAGACGACGACGAGGUGUGGUCUGAUAGUGAGCACAAUUUCCUGGAUCCCAACAUUGGGGGAGUAGCGGUAGCACCGGCCCACGGUUCCAUCCUAAUUGAAUGUGCCCGUCGGGAGCUACAUGCUACCACUCCGCUCAAAAAGCCUGAUCGCUCCCACCCCUCUCGCAUCUCUCUGGUAUUCUAUCAGCACAAAAACCUCCAGCAACCCAUGCACGGUUUGGCUCUGUGGGAGGCCAAAAUGAAGAUCCUGGAAGAGCGAGCGCUCCAGAGGCAGCAGGAAGCAGCCCUCCUGGGCCUCUCCCAGGAGGAAAUCAAGGCGCUUAGCAAAAAACGCAAAUGGGGAGCCACAGCGGCAGGGGCCACACCAGGUGCUGGACAAUCGAAAGACAAGAGGGAGGGGCCGGUGACACGGUUAGCUCCCACUUUCCACACCACCUCAAUGGUUAAUGUGUCUCCCUAUGCCUUCACGCAGCUCACUGGGCCUUACAGCCACUACGUGUGACGUCAGCCACCAACAGCUCGCGAGGGUUGGGGGGGAGGGGGAAGACAAAUGUGGAACUAGAUAGAGAGAUGGGUAAGAUGAAUGUCUCGAACAUGUCACACAGUCUGCCAUCUCUCCAUCUUCCCCCUCAGAAGUGGGGACAUUUUUAUUGUUUUUUUUGUUUGUUUUUUGUUUUUUUUUUUACCUCAUGUCAGGCAGUUUUUGGGCUUUUGACAAGCUGCCUGUGGUGCUCUUCCUCUUCCUUCCCUUGGAGAGGAACUCCAUUGCUUUUCCUUGUUCAUAGAAUUUGAAUGAUUCUAAAUAUUGCUAUUAUUAUCAAUAUUAUUAUAAUUGCAAUUGUUACUGUCAAUGUUGUUAUUGCAGGUAUUGUAAUGAAGAAUUGUUUUUUGUUAUUUUGAUUGUUUUCAAUGAUGUUAUUAUUAAUGAUGUGAUUUGUUUUUUGUUUGAUAUAUUUUUAAGCAGGUCUGAGUCUGUCGGACUUUCUUUUUCCAUGUUUGGAAAACCUUAUUGUCCUUUUCUUUGUCAAUCUUCCAGCUGUACUAAAAAGGGGGGGGGGGGGGCAUUAUCUGCCUGACAAGAGAGCCGUCCCUUUAGUACAAGUUAGCGCACUGGAUAACUCAAUAUCACGACAAAAAUUUAAAGUUCUCCUUCAGCUCAUUAAAAUGGUGAUAAUUUUUGUGUUCAAAAUUGGAAUUUCCAUUUUACCAAUAUCGCAGUUGUGCGAUGAAACCUAUUUUUGCAUGACUUGUGACUGCAAGUCUCCAGAAUCCACCUCAUAUUUAUGAUCACAUUUUCUCAAGAAUGCCAUUUUUCGUUGGGACUGGCAAAAAAAAAUGGUGUGUUGUUUUUCUCCAGAUACUCCAGUUUCCUCAUCAAACCCCCCCCCCUUUCCCCAAAAAACAUGCCUCUUAGGUUGAUUAUUGUAAAAGUAAUGUGUCUGGAGAAGUGAAGUAGUGCGUGAUUAAAGCAAUUGGCAUUUUUGGAAAGUAAAGAAUACAUUUGAAAUAAGAUGUCAAGUGUGUUUUACACUUUGGGAUGCAUUCUCUUGUCAUUCCUUAAUGUGCUCCUCCUUCUGUUCGAUACCCCAGCAGUUUCUGACUGGUGCUCAACUUGCAGCUCUGAGGCAUUUUCAUUCACCUACUGUAUUCUCUUCAUGGCACUUGAUGCUGUACUUCGGUGCUCUAACUACAAUCAAGGUCUUGUUUUCUAGCUCAUCUGCUGCACCACAACAAGUGUGUGUGUGUGUGUACACUCGUUUUGUUCUUUUUCAUUUUUUUUUUUUUUUGCACAUCUCGUUUGCAAUUUCCACCUGAUCCCUGAUCUGUACUCUCAUCACAUCUACGAGGAUCUCGUUAACUUCCUCAGCGACGAGCGAGCACUUUGAAGUGUAAACUCUAGAGGGCAGACUCGACUGCCUUUGCGAAGUGGCACGUUCAGACGGCAGACCAUACUAGCACUUACAGUGAGUUUCAUUCAGAAGCCAGUAUAGCCUUGCUGCAUCAACCCUCCACGUCCGGGCCAGCACAGGGGUCGCUGACCUCUGACGGGUUUCCCAAAGGCAGCGGUGAUCUUUGUCCAAACGAGGCUCAAAUGUGAAACCAUUCUGGAAAAAACUUGGGUUAGAACACAUAGGAGCACUUUUAGCGAUCCAUACAUACACUCUGGUGCUCUCCUUCUACACUUGAUUUACUGUGAAGGCCCAACCUCUCGUCUGCAUGGUGCUGUCAUCUUCGAGCAGAGCACGAUGGGUCCUUCUGCAGGCUCCUCGUAAACAGAUUGUUUGUUUCCUAUUUGCGAUGGAACAAGCUAAGUGUUAAUGGUGCGGCUCCAAUCAAUCUCUCACUUUGCACGUGUGUCUGUGUCAAAGAGCCAAAGAGUGAGACAUGUGGAUGAUUUUGCUUAUUUUGAUUUCAUCCUCUUGAAGCAUUCAUUCAAGAGUGGAUGCAUGGUUUUGUCGCAAAAAAAAGGGUGAGGGCGAAAGCAAAGACGAGUGAAUCAUUUGGAUUCCACGCAGGCUGAUUCCCGGCUGCUGCGCAGUUUUUGGGUCACAACACUUUUCAUCUGUGAAAAGACCUUGUUAGUCUCCAGCGCUUUACCUCAUGCCGUAGAGGCACUGACCACAAUCACAUCUUGCUACUGAGGGCAGAGAAUCAUGCAUUUACCUUUGUCAACUCGAGAUCUCCGCAAUCACUUGACCCUUUUUCUUUUCUUUUUUUUUUUUAAGUUUUAUUUAUUAAUGGUAAUGAUAAUGAUUGUCCUUGGGUUCUUUUUUUUCUUCUUCUCAUUUUUAUAUAGCUCAUACAAAUUGUACAUAGAAAAGAACAGAUUUUUAAAAGCACUUUUAAACUUGAUUUUAAUGACAAAAAGAAAGCUGAUUAUUGACAACUUGAAAGUUAGUUUUUUUUUUAUUUUCUGAAGAAAUAGAUACAUAUGUAUAUAGUCAAAUAUUUAGGUAAAACUAUUUAACUGGUGAAGAUAGUAUGUAAAUUUUAAAAGUGUAGGGGGUAUUUCGACAUCAGUACGCUUGGUCCCUGUGUUUUGUGUGUACAUGUACACUUAGUAAGACAUUUGUUUUACUCUCACAAGUACUGUAACUGUAUCCUUAGUCCGCAUGUCAUUGGUUAAAGAACUUUACUUGCGAAACACAAGCUAAAACGUCCAAUUUAGAACACUUAAAUGCAUACAAGACUGGAGAAGAGCAAGUUUUGACUCCGAAACCUAAACCUAUGAGUCAUUUAGCUUGUCACAAAAGUUGAAAAUAGUUUUUCACCAAAGGUAACAGAACUCACUUGCUGAAGCUGACUUGUAUGCAAAAAUGCUGUGUUGUUAUUGUUAUUAUUACUAUUAUGAUUAUUAUUCCAGAAUCCAAACUAAAAACAUCCGAUGCUUAAACUAGCAAAGAAAGCCCAAGCAUUAGCUCGUGCGCUUUAGAGUUGGUGCUAGGUCAGGUUUAUGGCUUCAGACGGGGCCGAGGCCGCUUUUUCCUGCUUAGGUUGGAUCGUUACAAUUCAAGUGCAGUUGAUGGAGGAAUGAAAAGCGCGUUGCCAACCUUUAGGCAUGUAACCAAAGUCAAAAGGAACGCUGCAGUCUCCCGCGGCUGCUUGUUUUAUUUGACCCAUUCUUGUUCUUGUCUACACUUCUCAACUUAAAUAUGCACCCUGCAAAAUAUCUUUGUGGAGGAAAAAAAAAAAAAAUUCCCGUAGUAAGUCCUUAUUCAUUCAACACCCGCGCCGCAAUUCUUUUUACUUCUCAACGGCUAUGAACGACCCGCGUCACGUACUUGGAUACAACUGGUGCAUACGACCAACAUUUUGGUUGUUCUCUGGGAAUUGGUGCUAUCAAAACUUAAAAGUCACUGUGCAAAUUAUUAUUUGGUUCACCACAACUGUUUUUUUUUUUUUUCUGAAACUAUCAAGAGAAUUCUACAUUUGAUCAAAGAGUUUUUGGAAGAUAACAAACUGCUCUCUGGUGCUUAGAUUUUUAUUACAAUGCUGCGCAUCUUUUUUUUUUUUUUACGUUGUAACUCUGAUGAGGAUAAGUGCUAUAGGAAUGAAUAGAUGGACAUCCCGUUUAAUCAUGCUUGACCUCUCAUUUACAUUCUUUAUUAGUCUCCAUUACACAUACUGUACUUGAAGCCCUGUAAUCUUAGACAAUAAGUAACUUUGUAUUAUGUGAAGACUGUUAUCUGGAUUUUAUGUUUGGUACAUCACAUGGAAAUGACCCUUUUAGGAUGUUGUAAAUGUUACCGUGCAGAGUGCUGAGAUAUUUGAACAAGAAGAAUAGAAAAUGUGUACUGCCUCCUUUAUCUUCUUAAUUCUACUCGUUUGUGUAUUUCACCUUUUGUGGACCCGCACAUAGUUAGACUUUUUUUCAUCACACUGUGCAUGUCCUACUUUUUUACAAGUACAUUAAACACCUAAUUGAACGAAACUCAAAAUUUGGGAAAAGCAACCCCGAGUCAUACAAAUGAAGACAAAAAAAUAAAUAAAAUGAAAAUAUCUACCUACAUGACUGGCAGCUACAUUACAUUUCCAGUUUUCUUGUUUUAUUUUCCAUGUCAAGGAUGCAGUAUGUAAAAAAGUGGUUUUGUUCUCUCUUUGUAGCUGUAUGGUGUAUCAUGUGAAUACAUAGUGUAUUUGGUAAAAUACCACAAUAUUGUUUUAUGUUGGGCUAUAAAUAAAACA
Syngnathoides biaculeatus (alligator pipefish) is the source of this 11879-nucleotide messenger RNA. It is a transcript of the gene tet3, whose product is annotated as tet methylcytosine dioxygenase 3. Lineage: Eukaryota; Metazoa; Chordata; Actinopteri; Syngnathiformes; Syngnathidae. The record is from RefSeq and is a predicted model, not a curated record. Gene Ontology annotation, cellular component: nucleus. Gene Ontology annotation, molecular function: DNA 5-methylcytosine dioxygenase activity. The transcript is spliced from 10 exons. Bases 1990 to 7695 code for a protein of 1901 amino acids. Gene Ontology annotation, biological process: positive regulation of transcription by RNA polymerase II; oxidative demethylation.